AUGAGUCAAACCAUCGAGCUGAGGGAGAUUGAGACGAUCUCGAAGUCUGUCUCUGAAUCUGUCCACGAGGUAGAAUCACUUCCGAGGCGGCUACAUGAUCACGGAGACUCUUCUCAGUCAACGGCCCAGCCGACGACAGAAGACCUCCAGGAAAAUGUGCAGACGUCGCCCAAGAAACAAGCCAUGACAGCCCGCGUGCAGUUUGCGACUCUGUGCUGGUGCUUAUUCAUGGCAGGCUGGAACGAUGGGACUACCGGACCUUUACUUCCAAGAAUUCGGGAAGUCUAUGAUGUCGGCUUUGCAGUCGUCUCGCUGAUUUUUGUCUUUGCUUGUGUGGGCUUUAUCGGCGGCGCACUGCUGAAUGUCCCUCUAUCUGAUAAACUUGGCUUCGGCAAGGUCAUUGUGCUAGGAUCUAUUUUGCAGGUAAUCGCGUACGCUCUUCAAGCACCUGCGUUACCGUUCCCUGUGUUCGUUAUCGCCUAUGUUAUCAACGGGGCUGGCAUCGCGAUGCAGGAUGCUCAAGCCAAUGGAUAUGUCGCGUCCAUUAAAGAGAACGCCGAGACGAAGAUGGGAAUCUUGCACGCUACCUACGGUUUGGGGGCUUUCGCGGCCCCCCUUGUGGCAACUCAAUUCGCGCAGAUAGACAGGUGGUCAUUCCAUUACUUGGUCUCCCUUGGGAUUGCCUUGUCCAACGCCGUCACCUUAGCCAUGGUCUUCCGGUUCAAAGGGCAAGACGAAUGUUUAACCGCGAUGGGCCAGCCGCUCGGUGAGAAGGACAGUAGCGAGCACAGCAAGUUCCGGCAGAUCCUGACCCAGAAAACUGUGCAUUUCUUGGCCUUCUUUAUCCUCGUCUAUGUGGGGGUCGAAGUUACCAUCGGUGGAUGGAUCGUCACCUUCAUUAUUGAUGUGAGGCAUGGAGGUCCUUCGUCAGGAUAUAUAUCAUCUGGAUUCUUUGGCGGUCUCACAGUCGGUCGCGUUGCCCUACUCUGGGUCAACAAGAAGAUCGGAGAGCGGCGUGUCUUAUAUCUAUACACGUUCCUCGCGGUCGGCCUCGAGCUAAUCGUAUGGCUGGUCCCCUCGCUAAUUGGGGGCGCGGUCGCCGUAUCGCUAGUCGGUGUCCUGCUCGGCCCAUUUUACCCGAUUGCGAUGAACCACGCUGGGCGCAUCAUUCCUCGAUGGCUGCUGACUGGGUCCAUCGGGUGGAUUGCCGGGUUUGGGCAGGCAGGCUCUGCAGUCAUACCAUUUAUGACUGGUGCGCUGGCAUCCAAAUACGGGAUACAAAGCUUGCAACCCUUGUAA
Pleurotus ostreatus (oyster mushroom) is the source of this 1299-nucleotide messenger RNA. RefSeq lists its product as uncharacterized. NCBI's taxonomy places the organism in Eukaryota, Fungi, Basidiomycota, Agaricomycetes, Agaricales, Pleurotaceae. Gene Ontology annotation, biological process: transmembrane transport. The transcript is spliced from 11 exons. Bases 1 to 1299 code for a protein of 432 amino acids. The record is from RefSeq and is a predicted model, not a curated record. Gene Ontology annotation, cellular component: membrane. Gene Ontology annotation, molecular function: transmembrane transporter activity.